Messenger RNA from Drosophila grimshawi, 1591 nucleotides. RefSeq lists its product as uncharacterized. The transcript is spliced from 5 exons. The record is from RefSeq and is a predicted model, not a curated record. Lineage: Eukaryota; Metazoa; Arthropoda; Insecta; Diptera; Drosophilidae. Bases 114 to 1232 code for a protein of 372 amino acids.
UUGUAUUUGAUUCGCGUCCCGUUUACAUAUAUAAUUUCAAAGGUUUUUGAACGGCACAGCAGCAGAAGUCUAGUCAUUUGUCGCAGUCGUUGCUUGGCGUUGUCGUUGCAGUCAUGUCUGAGAAACCGACCGUAUUAAUUUUGGGCGGCUGUGGAUUCAUUGGACGCAACUUGCUGACUUACUUGCUGAAGCGUGAGCUGACGCAGGAAAUACGCAUUGUUGAUAAGACGCCGCCACAGAUGGCUUGGCUGAAUGAGCAACAAGCCGAGGCCUUUGCCAAUGAUAAAGUCGAAUUUUGCAGCGCAAAUCUGAUCAAUGCCGCCUCAUGCAAGCUGGCUUAUGCACCACACCCAACAACGAACCGAGGCUGGGAUGUGAUCAUAAAUUGUGCUGCUGAGACGCGUGCCAAUCAAGACGAUGCCGUCUACAAGGAGGGCAUCCACAAGCUGAGCAUUAACUGUGCUAAUGAGGCCGCCAAUCAGGAGCAGACCAAACGCUAUGUGGAACUCAGCUCGGGCUGUGUGAACAGCAGCGAGAAGACGCCCCUGAAGGAGGACUGCAAACUGGAGCCUUGGACGGGUGUGGCCAAACAAAAGCUACGCGUGGAGAAGGAACUGGCGCGUAUUAACAAUCUCAGCUAUACGGUGGUGCGAUUGCCCAUUGUUUACGGCAUUGGCGAUAAGCGCUACUUAAUGCCACGCAUUAUAAUCGCUGCCAUUUACAAAUACCUUGGGGAGACAAUGAAACUACUGUGGAACGAUGCCAUGCGCCUGAAUACGGUGCACAUAAGCGAUGUAUGUGCGGCGAUUUGGCAAUUAGCUCAGAGUCCAAAAACGGCUGGACAGGUCUACAAUAUUGUGGAUGACUCAGCGUCUACGCAGGGUAGCAUCAGCGAUCUGCUCGUUGACAUUUUUCAAAUCAAUGUGGAAUAUUUCGGCAUUGUUAUGUCCAACUUGACCAAGCUGUAUCCAAGCGAUACGGUGGGUGAAAUUAACGACAAGCACAUGGCGCCCUGGGCGGAGAUUUGUCAAAACAAUGGCAUCGAUAAUACACCGCUGACACCGUAUUUGGACGAGGAGCAGCUGCACCAUAAGCACCUCUAUCUGGACAAUACGAAACUGAAGGACUUUGGCUAUGUGCUGCAGGAACCGCGAGUCACGCGCGCCCUGCUCAUGGAAAUGAUCGAUGACUAUGUGAAACAGCAGUUGUUUCCCAAGUCCUUGGUGAUCUAAAUGGAUAUAUGUACGAAUAUCGGAUAUCGAUGCGAUGAUUAAAGCACACGGUUAAUACGCACAUUUUAAUUCAUUUAGUAGAAAAGUUUUGAUAUUGAAUUCGUAUUAAGAUCAAGCAAUCUUCCAAUUUUUAUAGCAGGUUUAUUGUCCUGCCAUUUUUAAAGUGUACUUAUAGUAUUAUAGACCCAAUAUUUUUUUAUAUGUAUAUCUUACGUAGUCUGCAUGCAUUCCAAUCGAUCAAUAAUAUGCAAAUGUAUAUGUAAUUUUUAACUGAAAUUACCCAAUUGUGAUAAUUUUAGUGGCCAAUCGACAAUUGACAAUUGACAAUUAAAUGAAAUGCACUUGUAUAAUGUUUAUAA